ACCGUCUCGUUAGUUCCCGUUGUGAGUCGAGCCAGCUCAGGUUUGUAGCUGUUGUUGCUUCUUGUGUGUGUGACAGAUUCGAGGCUAACCCUCGGCUCUGUUUGCUGUUUACACCGGACUCCCGAGGGGAAACCGAGCCUGGACUGCCAGAACUGAACACUAACGGUAGAAAUGGAGUCUCAGGGCAGAGACGAAAUGAAGGGGCCAGUGCUGCACAUCGUGGUGGUUGGAUUUCACCAUAAGAAGGGCUGUCAGGUUGAGUUCUCGUACCCCCCGCUGAUGCCAAACGAGGGUCACGACAGCAGCCUGCUGCCGGAGGAGUGGAAGUACCUCCCUUUCCUGGCUCUGCCCGAUGGAGCCCACAACUACCAGGAAGACACUGUGUAUUUUCACCUGCCGCCUCUCAGUGGAGACAUGAAGUGCGUCUAUGGAGUGUCCUGUUAUCGCCAAAUAGAAGCAAAGGCCCUGAAGGUCCGACAGGCGGACGUUACCAGGGAGACGGUCCAGAAGAGCGUCUGUGUCCUCAGUCGAGUGCCUCUCUACGGUUUGCUCCAAGCUAAGCUGCAGCUCAUCACACACGCUUACUUCGAGGAGAAAGAUUUCUCCCAGAUCUCCAUCCUGAAGGAGCUGUAUGAGCACAUGAACGGCUCCCUGAGGGGCUCCGCUCUGGAGGGGUCGCAGGUUUAUCUCGGUUUAUCACCAAGAGAUCUCAUCCUGCACUUUCAAAACAAGGUUCUCAUCCUCUUCAAGCUCAUUCUGUUGGAGAAGAAGGUCCUAUUCUAUGUUUCUCCUGUAAACAGGCUGGUUGGAGCGCUGAUGACGGUUCUGUCACUUUUUCCGGGUAUGAUCGAACACGGCCUGGUGGAUUCGUCGCACUACAAACCAAAGAGCAGCGUGUCAGACGACCUGAGUCUGGUGGAGAGCGCCUUGGGAGCCGAGGAGUUCGUCUCCGUGUCCGUCACCGACAUCGCCCACGCCAACAUGGAGGCCACCCAGCCGGCUGCGGAGUCUCUGUCGUCGGGGAACAACGUGGAGGGCGACAGCAACCACCUCAAACCGCCGUCACGCACCUCUCCAGAGUCUUCAGAGAGCGACUGGGAGACGCUGGACCCCAGCGUGUUGGGGGAACCCAAAGAACCUGCAGCUGGCAGCAGCGGGUCGGAUAUGCUGGACGCCUUCGACUCCAAACCAGGAACUCCGAUCACGAUGCAGCCGCUGGGGGUCAGCGGUCAGGGAGGGAUCAUCCAGGGUUUGGUGUCGGGUCUGGAGGAGGAUCAGUACGGCUUGCCGCUCCCCAUCUUCACUAAGGGUUACCUGUGCCUGCCUUAUAUGGCUCUGCAGCAGCAUCACCUCUUGUCAGACGUCACAGUUCGAGGCUUCGUUGCCGGGGCGACCAACAUCCUUUUCCGCCAGCAGAGGCACCUCAGUGACGCCAUCGUUGAAGUGGAGGAAGCUCGGAUCCAUAUCCAGGACCCAGAACUACGAAAGAUCCUGAGCCUGACGACGGCUGACCUGCGCUUUGCAGAUUACCUGGUGAAACACGUGACAGAGAACAGAGACGACGUGUUCCUGGACGGGACGGGCUGGGAGGGAGGAGACGAGUGGAUCAGAGCCCAGUUCACCCUCUACCUGCACUCCUUACUCUCCUCUGCGCUACAGCAAGAUAAUGAGAGGCUGCUGGCCGAUUAUGGGGCGCCGUUCAUUGGAGCGUGGAAAAACACCCACAACUUCCGGGUUUGGUUCAGUAACAAACAUCCCGGCAUGACAGCGAUCACUCCAGGCCACCCGUUCCAGGGCCAGUACAGCGUAGGAGACGUGAAACUGCGGCUCUCACAUUCGGUGCAGAACAGCGAGCGAGGGAAAAAAAUCGGAAACGCCAUGAUCACGACCAGCCGCAGCGUGGUCCAAACCGGGAAGGCAGUGGGUCAGUCGGUGGGCGGAGCCUUAACGAGCGCCAAGUCUGCGAUGUCGUCCUGGUUCUCCACGCUGGCUCAGCCUUCACCUUUGACCCCAUCCUCAGGUCCAGAACCGGCCUCCGAGGUGAAGCCAUGACAGUUAGCAUCCAAACGUCCUGCAGCGACUCUUUCCAACUCCUAGCAACGACAGCGGACAGAAAAAACAACGAGUAAAUCUCCGCCAAAUUUUUCAGAAAUUUUGAGAUUAAUCUCAGAAAUUUUCUAGAAAGAGAAGUGACUUUCAGAGGUCAAAUAUUUACUAGAAAUAAAUGUGAAAUUUUUACAUUGAUGUCAGAAAUAUCUGGAAAAAUGUUUGAAAAGUUUAAUCUUUUUUAGAAAACUUACAUUUUGAAAUUAAUUUCUAGAAAAUAGCAAGAACAUUUCUGAGCUCCAAAAUUACAAAGAGAUCGCUGGGGAAGAAAAAUGACAAAUUUUGACAUUAAUCUCAGAAUUUUUCCGGAAAGAACUUGAAAAUUUCUUUGUUUUAAAAGUCAAAAAUCUUUUAGAAAAAAAAUUCACAACUUUCAGAAAUUUUCUAGAAAAACUUAUAAAAUUUCUGGGUUUGAAAAGAAAAGCAUUUCUUAGAAAAAAACUCAAAUUUUGAGAUUAAUUUCUGAAAUUUCCUAGAAAGCACUAAGAAGUUUGAGUUUAAAAAGUGGAAAAUUUCCAAGAAAAAUUUUACAUUUUGAUACUAAUCCCAGAAAUGUUCAAGAAACAAGGACAUUUAUGAGCUCCAAAAAUAAAAAGUUAGUAGAAAAAACCCCGGGAUAUUUCUUCGUUUGUAAAGUGAGAAAUCUAAGAAAAUUUCUAAAAAAUUGACAUUAGUUUUGCAAAUUUUCUAGAGAAACUUUUGAAAUUUCUGGGUUUCAAAAGAAAGACAUUUUCAAGAAAAAAUUCAAAAUUUGAGAUUAGUCUUGAAAAUUUCUGAGCUUUAAAAAUAAAGAUUUCUAGGAAAGAUCACAUUUUGAGCUAUCUCUGAGAAAUUCUGUAGAAAAACAAUUACAUUUCUGAGUUUCAAAAGUUAAAAAUGUUCUAGAAAAAACUUACAUUUUGACAUUAUCCUCUGAAAUUCUUUGGGAAAAUCUUUGAUAUGUAUGAGUUUGGAAAAUCUAAAAUUUCCAAGAGAAAAAACAAAAUGUCACCUUUGUGAUGUAGAUUAAUCACAAAGGUUUCUUGAAAAUUUCAAAAGUAAAAAAUGUUUAACUUUUGGAGCUCAGGAAAUUAUUUGUUUUUUCCAGAAAAUUUCUGAAAUUAAUCAAAAGAAUUUCAGGGUUUUUUGGGUGAAAAUUCACUCCUUUUUUCUGUCUGCAAUGGCCCUGAUGCACCGUCUGACUGUGAAGACUUGGCAUCAGUGGACAGAUUACGGAUGUGAGCAUAAAAACAAUCUCUAGUCAUCAAAUUCAAAUGGGAAUCUGACGGAUAAACCCGGAUUCUGGGCUUUCUGCAGCCCAGCCGUUUGCUGGAUUCACCUGCAGGCGGUAAAUUUACUCUGCAGCCCAAAAUCACUGUGAGGUGGAACCUGGCAGUGCUUUCAUAAAAAACUGAUCAUCUAAGAGGCUUUUUGAGGUUUAACAGUCUCAGUGCUGCAGUUGGUGUUGCUGUGUUCCCUCUUCGUACUUUACAGUUUGUCAACAUUUUGCUGGAAAAGUUAUUUAAAAUGCCUUUUAAAUGGUCGUGGGAUUUUACUCAGCAGCUCGAGUGACUCUUAAAAAAAUGGGAAAAAUUCAAUUUGAAAUUGAUUUUUGUUUCAUCAAUGAUUGUGUUGUGACACUGUGGUUGUUUUAAUUAUGUGAAAUUUAAUCAACUUUCAGUCAUUAAAGUGCAACAGAAACUUCUGUGUUUACAAUAAAUUUAUUAUUUUUACUAAAUUGGAAGAAAAAGGACAAAAAUUCAGGUUUAUCAAUGGUAUGUCAGUAAAUUUGAAAAAUAAAAUGCUUAUUUGAACACUAAGAUCAGGGUUUAUUUUUUUUUGUUUGAUCUUUUGUAUAACAUAAUUAACGAAGGGAUCAAAAAAUUUUUAGCUGGUGAUGUGUGUUUAGAUUUAUACAUAAAUGCACAUAUUUACAAAAGAAUUACCUCAAUUUACUCAGAAACCAGUUAAAAAUCAAAAUUUAACCGAGGAAUUCAAUGACGUUGAUGUUCCUACAAUCAUUAGGUCGUAGAUUUUGUUAGCGUUAGAUGCUAUCCAAAAUGCUAAAUGCUUUAGUAUUUUAUUAUAUAUAUUUUUAUAUAAUAAAUUCCCAUUAUAAACUUCUAAAAAGGGUCAUAUUUAUUUUAGCUAACUUGCAGGUGCUAAAUAAAUUUCUACCAAAUUUCAGUUCUUUGUUUUUUCUUUAAACUUUGAAAUAAAUUAUGAAAAAAAUUGCUCAUCAAAUACAUUUAUAAGUGUAUUUGUUUCAUAAAUAAAAUUAUUAGCAACACAUUUGCUUGUAGGUAGUAAAAACUGACAGCAAGGCUAACAGUUUUGGUAGGAUAAGUAGCUUUAUACAAACAAACAUUUGAUUCAAAACAAAAAUUAUCUCAAAGCAUAAAAACUAUGCAAAAAUGUAAAAGUUGAUACUUUUUAGCAAUUUAAGCCAAUUCAGUUAGCAUUAGCCUGCCAGCUAAAAUGCUAAAUGUCUUGGCUACCUUAACAAAAAAUUUGAAAUGUGUGGUAAGUAACUUUAAAACUUUCCACGUAAUAAGAGCCUAAAAACUGUAAUAAUCAAAUAAUCAAAUAUAUUAUUUGAUUUUAUUAUUUAACACAAAGUCUGUGUUGAUGACGAUUUGUUUGGAUUUUGGUACGUUAUACACACUACACUGUUAUCAGCACUGCUAAUAAGGAAGUGGUUGAAAAUAGCUACUAUUUAUGUUUUAGGGAAGCCUUAUAAUAAAUUUGCUAAUUAUUAUUUUGUAGAUUUUUAUAUAUUAUGUUUUUGGGGUUUUUUUUAACCUGCAAUUUCUUUAUAUAUAUUUUUUCCAGCUCUUGUAUUUAAAGUUGCGUUUAUAUAUUUUUGAAACUGAAAUAUUUAGCGGUUUACAAAGUUUAACCAGUAAGCAGGUCAAUAAUUUAAACUGUAUUACCACUCAAUAAAACCAAAAACAUAGUUUAAAACCAUGCUAAAAUUAAACCUCAGCAUUUUUUGAGUGUUAAAGUGGAUUAAAGGGAUUAUUUUUAUAAAUUUUGCUGCGUUAAAUAGACUUUUAUUUAAAGUGAACAUUGAUGCUGAUACAACCACAGUGCUGCUACAGAAAUCAUUGAGAACAAAAUGAUUUGGUGUAAAAACAUCCUCUGUUGGUAACAUUUCCCAGACCUUUUUCUACUUUUAAAUGAAUAUAUAUAUGAAGAACUAUAUUUACUAAGACCUAAAAUAGCCUGAAGACUUAUUUAUUGAUGUGUAGUGUGUUAUAUCAAAAAGAAAUCUAUCCAUGUUGUGUCAUUAUAACACUGGAACAAGUGGACCACUGUGUUUAUUUGCACAAAGCAGCCAUUAUUGUCUGUGUGGAUCUUUACCUGGUAACUGUACAUUUUGAGGUGCGUUCAGGAUCGCUUCCCUCCAUGCUGCAAACUGUCGUCCAGUGAGCAUGAUCGACCAGUACGUUGUUUUUCCACAUAGUUGUUUGAUUUUAAAUGUUUUCGAUCCUUUGUGCUGUUUUUCUUUUUUUAAUCUGAUAUCUUUUCAUUUUGUAUUUAAACUGAAUGAAUGUAUUGUAAGCUGAAAUAUUUUUCUGGAAGAGAAGGAAGUGAUGAACCAUGUUGCUGUAUUAAAAAUAAGUAAAAGUUGCA
Molecule: messenger RNA, 5721 nt
Organism: Gambusia affinis (western mosquitofish)
Lineage: Eukaryota; Metazoa; Chordata; Actinopteri; Cyprinodontiformes; Poeciliidae
Gene: avl9
Product: AVL9 homolog (S. cerevisiase)
Exons: 16
Coding region: 172-2052 (626 amino acids)
Cellular component (GO): cytoplasm
Source: RefSeq, a predicted model, not a curated record